Spirometra erinaceieuropaei is the source of this 582-nucleotide messenger RNA. The record is from the annotation of a GenBank genome assembly. NCBI's taxonomy places the organism in Eukaryota, Metazoa, Platyhelminthes, Cestoda, Diphyllobothriidea, Diphyllobothriidae.
AUGUGGCUUCCGACGACACCGCGCGACCGCCAACAUGGUUUUCGACGCUCGCCAGCUACAAGAGAAGCGCCAGGAGACGCGGACCCAUAUCUACACUGCCUUCGUGGACCUGACGAAAGCCUUCAACACGGUGAAUCGCGAAGGGCUGUGAAAAUCAAGCAGAAAUUCGGCUGUCUUGAGCGCUCUACACACACGGCACGUCAGCUGCACGAUGGGAUGAUGACGCGCGUCACGGGCAACGUCAUAAUCUCCAAGGCAUUCGCAGUGACCAAUGGAGCGAAGCAGGGCUGCGUGCUCGCUUCCACCCUCUUCAGGCCUAUGUGCUCUGCUACGCUGAUAGAUGCCUAUUGUGGUGAGCACCAUGGGAUACGCACCACCUACAGAAGUGACGAUAAUCUUUUCAACAGCAAGGACACGCAGGCCAAAACGGAGCUACUUACGACCACAGUCUACGACCUACUCUUCACCGACGACCGCACCAAUUUCAAACUGAUCAUCAACAUAAACAAAACGGUGGUUAAGCACAAACCGCCACCCAACACACAACCCUGCACUCCUCCUCGAAUCACCGUCAACGGCUAA